Messenger RNA from Triticum dicoccoides, 1506 nucleotides. RefSeq lists its product as uncharacterized. The transcript is spliced from 4 exons. The record is from RefSeq and is a predicted model, not a curated record. Lineage: Eukaryota; Viridiplantae; Streptophyta; Magnoliopsida; Poales; Poaceae. Gene Ontology annotation, molecular function: endopeptidase inhibitor activity. Bases 76 to 1506 code for a protein of 476 amino acids.
GGCUGGCCGGCCGGCGGGAUAGGCGACGAGGCGAAGUAACUGGAGACGGCGCGGGCGGACCGCUCCGUGUGGCUCAUGAAGCGCUCCCCCGUCAUCUCCCAGGCCUGGCACUGGCAGGGCGCCUCCGCCUCCUCCAGCGAAGCUAACCCUAACCCGGCCGUCGCCAAGGUCGUGAUGUCCCUCGACCCCCUCAGCUCCGCCGAGCCCUCCCUCCAGUUCAAGAUGGCGAAGGCUCCAACUAGGGAAGCUAGCACUUGCAGUUUACCAAAGAGUUCCUCCUUGAAUAUGCUCUUACUCCUCCUCCAGCUCCUCGCCAUCACCACCCUCCCUUGCUCUGCCAACAACGCCACCCAACUAGUCUAUGACACGGAGGGCAACGUGCUAAGUAGCAAGCAAAAUUACUACAUCCUCCCUGCUAAACGUGCGACCGGCGGGGGCCUCAGAGCUUUGCCUACUGGCCUGAGGUGUCUGCACUUCGUGUUCCAGGAGCGCAACGGGGCUGUCCUCGGCACCGCCCUGCGGUUCACGCCACUACCAGAACACGCUUCAGCCAGCGAGCCGAUUCGCUUGUCGAGGGACAUCUGGAUCGAGUUCCAUGAUUUUGAUAGUUUUUGCUCUGAAAGGCUAGAUUGGCACCUUACCGAUCAGGUACCGGAGUCGUCAUCAGGAGAGCCUAAACACGUGGCCGCCGGCAGUGAAGAGGGCCUAAGAUCGUUUGCGGUGUUCCGGGUUGAGAGGCAUGGCACAGGUCUCUCGGGAUAUAAGAUAGUUUCAUGUGUUGACAAGGGGCCAUGCAAAGAUCUCAAGAUGGAGAUGCCUCAAACUAGGGAAACUAGCAGUUGCAAUUUACCAAGGAGUUGCUCCUUGAAUAUGUUCUGCCUCCUCCUCCAUCUCCUUGCCAUCACCACCCUGCCUUGCUCUGACAACAACACCACCCAACUGGUCUAUGACACAGAAGGCAACGAGCUAAAUAGCAAGUCAAAUUACUACAUCCUCCCAGCCAAACCUGCGAGCAGUGGCGGCCUCAAAGCCGUCCCGACCGAUCUACGGUGCCUACAUUUUGUGGUCCAGGAGCGCAGCGAGACUCUCCUCAGCACACCCCUGCGAUUCACUCCGUUGCCAGAACAUGCUUCUGCCACUGAGCCGAUCCGCCUGUCGAGUGACAUAUGGAUCGAGUUCCACGACUUGAGAAGCUUUUGCUCUGAUGUGCUAGAUUGGCACCUUACCGGACAGGUGCCGGAGUCGUCAUCGGGAGAGCCUAAACACGUGGCCGCCGGCAGUGAAGAGGGCCUAAGAUCGUUUGCGGUGUUCCGGGUUGAGAGGCAUGGCAUAGAUCUCUCGGGAUAUAAGAUAGUUUCAUGUGUUGACAAGGGGCCAUGCAGAGACCUAGGUUUGCAUGUUUAUAAGGAUAAGACAUGGCUAACGGAAAAGGACUAUAUAGGUGUUUUUUUGCUUGGACCACUGAUUAAGUUUUUGAUCGCAGGUGCUCGUGAUAUUCUGACGUGA